Gamsiella multidivaricata is the source of this 2159-nucleotide messenger RNA. RefSeq lists its product as uncharacterized. The record is from RefSeq and is a predicted model, not a curated record. The transcript has 2 exons. Lineage: Eukaryota; Fungi; Mortierellomycota; Mortierellomycetes; Mortierellales; Mortierellaceae. Bases 127 to 2037 code for a protein of 636 amino acids. Gene Ontology annotation, molecular function: protein binding.
UCGACUGUACCUGAGGACACUAGUCAGCCGUUCAUUACGUUGGACUGGACGUUGUUUUAUGAAAAGAAUGCGCGAAGGGUCUUCAGGCAGCGACAGGGACAGUGCAGGAGCUAGAAAGCAUCUGCAAUGACAGACAUUCCCAUUCUCUCCGUCUUGGACAUCCCAGAGCUGCAUGCGACAAUUUGCGAGUAUCUGUCUCCGUACGACAUGGCACAGUGCAUGGCAACAAGCAAGCGAUUAUCGCGUCUAUUUACACCAUUCUUUUGGAGAGACAUCCGCUCACGCAAGACCAUCAAGAAUUUUAAUGGAAUUCGUCGAAACCUGCAUCACAUCCGGACUGUAGACACCCAUAGGCAGGAACACGAGUUUCUGGAGGUCCUCACCACUGGACUGGACGAGCCUUCGGCUUCGAGCGGAUCACUCGCCAGGAACCUGACAGGGAUCCUUACCAGCAUCUAUAGUAUUACCGAGGAUGCCCAUAAGGCCGCUUGGAAGAUUGCCACUUUGCUCCAACACAAUCCUGGCCUCACCCACCUGAAAGUCUCCACUGAACUCCUGAUAUGCGACGGGACAGAUCCAGUCUUUAAAGCGAUUUCGAAAUUACGACACCUCAAGUGUCUUCAUCUGUCCGAAACUUAUCCUCAUCUGUCGCCUGUGGCCAUCGCGCAUUUAUUGCUACGCUGUGUGCCGCUUGUCAGUUUAAGCGAACUACAAUGUGACUUUGAGGCGACCGACACCAUUGAGGAGGGCCACGAAGGCACCCCAGAACUAUUGGCAAUAUCGCCUCUGAUACUGGAAACCAUCUUGGAGAAUGCGACGGAAUUGAGGGCUGCAGGAGGGAGCAUCGGUAGCAAGAUCAAGAAUCUUUCUUUGCCACGGGUACCUAACGGAUAUACGGCCUCCUAUUUGUUCCCGAUCCUAAAAUCGGACCUCCUUGAGCUCGAGUCUUUUGAGAUACCGAACAUUGAAGAGAACUUUGAUGCCAAGGACCUGGAGAAUGUUGUUCGGAAGCAUUGUUCCAAAAUUCAGCAUUUGAAAUAUCCACCCUACUAUGACUACAUCCAUGAUCUUCAAGAUGACCGCGAAUACAAUGCAGCUGCCCGAGCUUUCAUCCGCGGUUGCACAGCCCUUCGCAGUUUCAGUUCUACGCGUUUUUAUGACCAAGACUACGAGCCGGAGGACGACGAGGAUCUGGAGGACGUCUACUAUCUGAAUGGCGAAUGCUAUGCGGAGCCUCGGAGAGUGGUCUAUACUCUGGCUCGGCGCCACGCGGACACGCUAGAAGAGCUCAAUCUUCCAUCAACUGGUAGGGUUUACAGUUGCGAUUUACAGGCCGUCUUGUCGUCGUGCAGGAAUCUCAAGAAGUUUGUUACGUCAGGAGCAGGCGGUUACGGAGUCAUGUUUGGGGGUAUCACGUCCCAGGAGUGGGUCUGUUUGGGACUGAAGGAGCUCGAUCUGUACUUGCAUAGAGGAGCCGAUGUUCAACAAACACUGGAAGCUAUGCAGCGAGAGUCUUUGGCUGCUGGAGAGCAGGGGCCUUUAGAAUAUACGGAGCUGGAGGUGUCAGAUAACAUGGAACAGGAUCCGAUGGAUGCGGGUGAACUUUCUAAACGCAACAAGCGUGAAGCUGAGGCGCGGGCGGGCAAGAAGCUGUACGAGCAGAUUGGCCGACUGAGUUUGUUGGAAGACUUAUCACUUGAUUGCAACUAUUUCGCUCGCGUCGAGUGGGAUCUCACUCUUUCCAAGGGUUGGUUGAUCGAACUGGCAGGGCUAAAGAGGCUACACCACCUAAGCAUAGGCAUUCAGUACUGGUACAGGAUGGGUCAAGCAGAGGUUGAGUUCAUGGAUGCACAUUGGCCGAUGCUGCGUACAGUCGACCUCAAGGGGAGGCGGGCUAUACAAUAUUGGACUCCGGAAGGAGCUUGGAGGUGUGAUCCGGCCCCUGCCUCGGUUCCGAAUUCUGACAAGCUGGAGGUGCCGCCUCACUGGCGCUGGUUUCAAACGAAGAGGCCAUAUCUGAAAGUGAAGAUGGAAUAAUGUAUAUAGUUGCAUUCAAUCUUAAUUGGUGGCAAACAAUCUCCCCACAGGAAAUAUAUGAAAUAUAUGCAGGAUGGGCCAUGCUGUGUGAUAUUCGGACGAACACUUCCCCAAAUACCGAG